GCAUCAUCUGGAUCUAGAACUAUGGUUAUUAUCGAGAUUGGACGGCAGAUGGCCCCAUGGUGUAGCAAGGAUCAUACGUCCCUCUAUAAAUGCAAUACCAAAGAGAGAGAAAGAGAGAGCGGGGUUCACUUCGAACUCCAAACAGAGAGAGAGAGAGAGGGGGGGGGUUAACAGUUGGAACUGCGAAUAGAGGGAGGACCCUCUAAUAAAAAAAUGUGGGUUGAUGGGUUUCUUUGUAUGGCAGUAGUCAUUGGAUACUCAAUGUUUUUGGCCGGAAUUUGUGCCGGAAAAUCACCGGAGAGAUCAGAAUUCCCACCGGAUUUUUUAUUUGGGGUGGGAUCUUCAGCUUAUCAGGUGGAGGGAGCUUUUCUAGAUGGCGGAAAAGGACCGAGCAUAUGGGAUACUUUCACCCAUGAAUUCCCUGAGAAGAUAGCUGAUAGGAGCGAUGGGGAUGUAUCAGUGGAUUUCUAUAAACGUUAUAAGGAGGAUAUAAGGAGGGUUAAAGAGAUGGGUUUGGAUGUGUACAGGUUCUCUCUCUCCUGGCCUAGGAUUCUACCAAGAGGGAAUUUGAGAGGAGGAGUAAACAUGGAGGCCAUCAAGCACUACAACAACCUCAUAAAUGAGUUGAUCCUUCAUGGAAUCAAGCCUUUCGUGACAUUGUUCCAUUGGGACGUACCCCAAGCCCUCGAGGAUGACUAUGGAGGAUUCUUGAGUUCUAAGAUUGUGGAUGACUUUCGAGACUACUGUGAUAUUUGCUUUAGAGAGUUUGGAGACAGAGUGAAACAUUGGAUCACAAUAAAUGAGGGAUGGACUAUUAGUGUAUUGGGGUACGAUGAUGGUAUAUAUGCACCAGGGCGUUGUUCAAUAGGGGUGGGAAAUUGCAGUGAGGGGAAUUCAGCAAUAGAGCCAUACCAAGUUGCCCAUAACCUCAUCCUUUCUCAUGCCAAUGCUGUCCAACUCUACAGAAACAAUUACAAAAAAGCACAAGAUGGGGUGCUGGGGAUGAGUAUUUAUGGCGAUUGGAUGGUGCCCCUUACUAACUCCACCGAUGAUCAACAUGCUGUCAUUAGAGGACUACACUUCAUGUUUGGCUGGUUUUUGGAGCCAGCGAGUCGGGGAGAUUAUCCAGCAGUAAUGAGAGAAUACGUGGGAAAUCGAUUGCCCAAUUUCAGCAAAGAGGAAAAGGAGAUUGUAAACGGGUCCUAUGACUUCAUUGGCAUCAAUUACUAUACAGCUUCUUAUGCCUUUGAUCUUCAAUCUCUCCACCCUACACCACCAAUUGACUACUUUAUGGACACACAUGUUGGUUUCACGGGCUUUGUAGCUGAGAAGAAUGGGGUUCCUAUUGGUCCAAAGGCGAAUUCUACAUGGAUAUAUGUGUACCCUCAAGGCCUCAAAGAGGCGUUGGUGCAUAUGAAGAAUACUUAUAACAACCCCAUCAUCUACAUCACUGAGAAUGGAGUAAAUGAACAAAACAUGGAAUUGCCUCUCGACGAAUGCCUGAAUGACACGUGGAGAGUGAACUACCAACGGGAGCACUUAUCGUCUGUCCUAGAGGCUAUCAGGGAUGGAGUGAGGGUGAAGGGUUAUUUUAUGUGGUCUCACCUUGACAGUUUUGAAUGGCAAGACGGGUACACAUCUCGGUUUGGAUUUUACUAUGUCGAUUUCAAGAACAACCUCACCAGAUAUCCUAAGCUUUCAGCCCACUGGGUCUCCAGCUUUCUUCUUGGAGUAAAAAACCCAAACCCUAAAUAUGAGGAGCAUGGGCUGAGACACCAUGUAAUUUGAACUAAGAUUUUUUUUUUACUGUUGUUUAAUGAUGUAUUAGUAAUGGACCUAAUUUGCUCCCUAUUUCUAUUACAUCUUCCUUUUUUUCAUUUUUUAUUAUUCAAUUUUUGUCUUUGUGAUCAA
This is a messenger RNA of Amborella trichopoda, 1911 nucleotides long. The record is from RefSeq and is a predicted model, not a curated record. NCBI's taxonomy places the organism in Eukaryota, Viridiplantae, Streptophyta, Magnoliopsida, Amborellales, Amborellaceae.